AUUUUCAACGUAAUAGGGAGCGUGCAUGAACUGUAGGAGGCAGCACAGGGGCCGUCAGAUUUUUAGCGCGAAGUGUAAAUUUGAAGUUUGUUGUUCCGAUGUAGCCCACAAGAUGGCAGAACCUACUAUGCACAAGAAAAUACGUGACGUGUAAAUGUGCAUGUUUAUGGUUCCGAUUCAGGCCACAAAAUGGCAGACCCUCCAAUGCGCACGGUCCCUAUCGGAAACCGGGAAGUGGAUCAAAUUUAACUUGUAAGAUUUGAUUACAGACCGACAGACAGACGACGGGACAUGUGAAACUAAAUAAAAGAUUGUAAAAAUACAGCUAAUUGCUUCAUUUUGACUAAAGAAAAAAAAAGAAAGGCAAACACUUUUACAGGACUUUAAUAUAAUGCCCACCGCUUUACAUAAUGCUUUAAUAUAAUGUUACGGGAUUUUAAUAAAUAAAAGGCUAAAUAAAUUUAGUUGCUUGAUCGUGCAGAAAGUGUCCCUGCAAUUAGAAUUGUUAAUUUUUUUAAAUGUUAGAUUUCGAAAAUCAUUUCGAGGUUGAGGGUUUCAAGUAGUUUCCGACAUUUUCUGCGAUAAUAAUCGAGGAUUGAAGAUAUGUAUUUCAACAAAUAUUAUGAAUUUGUCUAUUAGAACUUUCAAAAGCGACCCGGACCAUACGACCUAUGUCCUCAGUCUGACCGUGUAAAUAAUCUUAAACAAACGUCAGAAGAAAAAAAAACAGAUGGGAACAUUGGAAACUACUGAUAAGAGAUUUAAAACUUUUGUGAUAAGGAGUAGGCUCGAGCUAGAGCUAAUUUAUAGACAGUAAUAAUGCGUCGCGGGUGAUUGUUUUGUUUUAUCCCUGCUUGCCACUUAUUUUGUAUAGUGUACAUUUUUAUUUACUAAAGUGAACUAAUUGACAUCAAUGAUGUUUUCCAGUAUAAAACAAUCUGUAGGUAAACUGACUCGACCUUUAUCAAAUUGUAGUAAAUACAGUACCAAAACCUCUGAAAUCAGAAUUUAUGAGGUGGGUGUCAGAGAUGGUCUACAAAAUGAAGCUAAAUUUGUCCCUACAGAAAUUAAGGUUGAGUUAAUCAGCAAAUUAGCAGCUGCUGGAAUUAAGGAUAUUGAAUCUGCAAGUUUUGUUAGUCCUAAAUGGGUGAAACAAAUGAGUGAUGGAGCAGAAGUUAUGAAGACCAUUAAAAGGGAACCCGGAGUGAACUAUCCUGUACUAAUACCUAACCUUAAGGGCUAUGAAUUGGCUAAAAAAUGCAACAUCGAGGAAAUAGCCAUAUUCCCCGCUGGUUCGGAAUCAUUUUCUCAAAAGAACCUAAACUGCUCAAUGGAAGAGGGUCUAGCAAGAUUCCAGGUGGUUGCCGAGCAGGCGGUGAAGGACGGAAUCAGGGUCCGCGGCUAUGUGUCCUGUGUAGUCGGGUGUCCAUAUGAAGGACCUAUAUCACCUAAAUCUAUUGCUAAGCUGUCAGAAGACCUGCUGGACAUGGGUUGUUACGAGAUCUCUCUAGGGGACACCAUCGGCGUGGGCACGCCGGGCUCCGUCCGCCGGCUCAUGAAGGAGGUGCUGACCGUGGCGCCGCCAGAAAAGUUCGCCGUGCACUUCCACGACACCUACGGGCAGGGGCUCGCGAAUCUUGUGGCUGCUUUGGAGUUCGGGUGCACGACUGUGGACUCCUCGAUCUCGGGCCUGGGCGGUUGCCCUUAUGCUCGAGGCGCCAGCGGCAACCUCGCUACCGAGGACCUGGUCUACCACCUCUAUGGUCUUGGCGUCAACACCCACAUAGACCUCGUGAAGCUGGUCGAGGCGGGCCGGUACAUAUCCAACUUCCUAGGAAAACCUACAGACUCCAAAGUGAACAGAGCUCUGGGUGACAGAUUCAAAAACCACCGAGAUAUUGUCAAAAUUGCAGCUUGUAAACUUUAGUAUGUUAUUACUUAAGGAUGUCAACCAUACGUUAAUCAGAAUGUAAAUAUGUACAUGAUACGCAUAGGUAAAUAAUGAUAUUAAAGUUUUAUAUGCUUAUCA
Messenger RNA from Cydia pomonella (codling moth), 2029 nucleotides. RefSeq names its product hydroxymethylglutaryl-CoA lyase, mitochondrial (gene Hmgc). Gene Ontology annotation, molecular function: hydroxymethylglutaryl-CoA lyase activity. NCBI's taxonomy places the organism in Eukaryota, Metazoa, Arthropoda, Insecta, Lepidoptera, Tortricidae. The record is from RefSeq and is a predicted model, not a curated record. The coding region runs from base 914 to 1927 and encodes 337 amino acids. The transcript has 6 exons. Gene Ontology annotation, biological process: L-leucine catabolic process; ketone body biosynthetic process.